Molecule: messenger RNA, 2426 nt
Organism: Pteronotus mesoamericanus
Lineage: Eukaryota; Metazoa; Chordata; Mammalia; Chiroptera; Mormoopidae
Gene: POLI
Product: DNA polymerase iota
Exons: 10
Coding region: 26-2212 (728 amino acids)
Biological process (GO): translesion synthesis
Molecular function (GO): damaged DNA binding; DNA-directed DNA polymerase activity
Source: RefSeq, a predicted model, not a curated record
GCUGCGCUGUGGUUGGCCGCCGCGGAUGGUGGAGCUGGGGGUGGAGCCCGAGGAGGAAGACAGCCGCAACGAGGAAGAGGACUCGGUUCGGGCCAUGGAACGCGCGCAGGCGGGGGUGUUAACCGACUCGGCGGGUUAUGAUCAAGUGGCGCCAGCAGGAAGUACUUCAUCCAGAGUCAUAGUACAUGUGGAUCUGGAUUGCUUUUAUGCACAAGUAGAAAUGAUCUCAAACCCGGAACUAAAGGGCAAACCUUUAGGGGUUCAGCAGAAAUCUUUGGUGGUUACCUGCAACUAUGAAGCUAGGGGACUUGGAGUAAAGAAACUUAUGACUGUUAGAGAUGCAAAAGAAAAGUGUCCACAGCUGGUGUUAGUUAAUGGAGAAGACUUGACUCGUUACAGAGAGAUGUCAUAUAAGGUUACAGAAUUGUUGGAAGAAUUUAGUCCAGUUGUUGAGAGACUUGGAUUUGAUGAAAAUUUUGUGGAUAUAACAGAAAUGGUUGAGAAGAGACUGCAGCAGCUUCAAAGUGAUGAACUCUCAGCAUUGACUGUGUUGGGUCAUGUAUACAAUAAUCAGUCUAUAAACCUUCAUGACGUCUUGCACAGGAGACUACUUGUUGGAUCUCAGAUUGCAGCAGAGAUGCGGGAAGCCAUGUGUAAUCAGCUGGGUCUCACUGGCUGUGCUGGAGUGGCUUCCAAUAAGUUACUGGCAAAAUUGGUUUCUGGUGUCUUUAAACCAAAUCAACAAACAGUCUUAUUACCUGAAAGCUCUCAAGCUCUCAUUCAUAGUCUGAAACACAUAAAGGAAAUGCCUGGUAUUGGUUAUAAAACUGCUAAACGCCUUGAAGCACUGGGCAUCAGUAGUGUGCACGAUCUUCAGACUUUUUCAAGCAACAUACUAGAAAAGGAAUUAGGAAUUUCUGUUGCUCAGCGUAUCCAGAAGCUCAGUUUCGGAGAGGAUAAUUCUCCUGUAACAGCCUCAGGACCACCUCAGUCCUUUAGUGAAGAAGAUUCAUUUAAAAAAUGUUCAUCAGAAGUCGAAGCUAAAAGUAAGAUUGAAGAACUACUUGCUAGUCUUUUGAACAGAGUAUGCCAAGAUGGAAGGAAGCCACAUACAGUAAGAUUAAUAAUCCGUCGGUAUUCAUCUGAGAAAUACUCUAGCCGCGAGAGUCGUCAGUGCCCUAUUCCAUCCCACAUAAUUCAAAAGUUAGGAACAGGAACUUAUGAUGUGAUGACCCCAAUGGUUGAUAUACUUAUGAAACUUUUUCGAAACAUGGUGAAUGUGAAGAUGCCAUUUCACCUAACCCUUUUAAGUGUGUGCUUCUGCAACCUUAAAGUAGUAAAAACUGCUAAGAAAGGGACUAUUGAUUAUUACUUAACACCGUCAUUAUCAACAACUUCACACUCUGGCAAGCGCAGUUUUAAAAUGAAAGAUGCUCAUUUGGAGAAUUUUUCCAAAGACAAAGAAACAAAUUGGAAUAUUCUACCAACUGGAAGAAUUGAAAGUAUAAGAACUGGGGAGUCUCCACUAGGUUCUAUAAAUUUUUCCAAAGAAGGCAGUGAUGAAUUCCCACUCUCUUCACUUCCUGAGGGUAUUGACCAAGAAGUCUUUAAGCAGCUUCCAGUAGAUAUUCAAGAAGAAAUCCUUUCUGGAAAAUCUAGAGAAAAAGUUCAAAGGAAGGGAAGUUUGAGUUGUCCAUUACGUGCCUCUAGAGGAAUAUUAUCUUUCUUUGCUACAAAACAAACGCAGGAUAGUCCCUUAAAUCCUAGAGAUCAUUUCUCUAAUAGCAACAAGACACCCUGUGCAUCUCCCUGUGAACCAGGAACCUCAGGCUUAAAUAGCAGUAGUUCCUCUUAUCUAUCAAGCCAGAAGGAUUAUUUGCAUUCCGUACACAGUAUAUUAAAAGAUGAGCAAAUGAGUCAAGGACCUAAAGAAUCUCAAAAAUCCCACUUUCCAAGUAGGAACCCCGCUGUGUCCAUUUUCCAUUCAUUUCCAAAUUUACAGAGUGAGCAACUUCUCUCCAAAAACCUCACUGCAGAUAGCCAUAAACAACUGACAGCAACAGUGUUGCAUCAUGCAGGACUUGCAGAAAACAGAGAGCAAGAUUCUUCUGCUGAGAAAAUUACUUUUCCUUCUGAUGUUGAUCCUGAUGUUUUCUAUGAACUACCAGAAGAGGUACAAAAAGAACUGUUGGCUGAUUGGAAGAGGACAUGAUCAGGUUUCCACAGUGUACCUAAAUAAACGUGCUCAGGAAAAAAGAUCUAAAAAACAAGGGAAAGACAUUGUUUUCAGAUUAGCAUUUUAUUAAACUCGUCUAAAUUAAACACUAAUAGAUAAUCAGUAAUGUAGCAAUCCAAUAUAAAAUGUCCCAAAUAAAGCAGAGUAGUUAUGGGAAGUAAAUUCUGGCACAAAGUAUAAAAAAUUUAUA